AAUUUCCUUCACGCCAACUCCACUGUCAUUGCGCUCCGACAGACGCUGGGGGUCUCUCAGGGACCCCCCACCCUGCGUUUUGCGCACUGGCGCGCUCUCUUUCUCUCACGUUGUUUCUUGUGUUCGUUGUUUAAGCGUCUGGGUGAUCUUGUAUGGAAAUCGGCAAAGCAAGGACCGUCUUUUGUUUAGCAAGUGCCUGCUUGCUGUUUCUGCCUUGUUCUCCACCUCGGCGGGAUGCGGCUUGUAACGGAUUAAAAAAAAACAAGGAAGACCGGAAGAAAAGUGGCUGUUACAUUGUUUGCCUUGCUUCUGUUGGAUGGUGCCCAGACCACGAAGAAAGGUCCGCCGGGGUCACUUGGGAACAGCUGCUUGGAUUGCGGUGAAGUUGUGUGCCGUCACCUCCAGGAAUUUAAAGAUUAACAGACUGGCGGCGUUUCUGAAACCCUGGGGUUGUUGGUGUGGCUGAAUUUUUCCUGGAUUUGAGUGGUAAAUUCAGAAGACUGAAGCCCAGGCUUACUGUCUACCUUUCACGGAGGCCCAGCCGUGAGAGGACAGAGGAAGGUACGUGGCGAAUCAUGACUGCCGACAAAGAGAAAGACCGAGAUCGGGACAGGGAUAGGGACAAAAGGGAGAAGAUGCGAGAAAAUGAGACAUCCCGUCCACGACGAAGUUGUACUUUAGAAGGCGGUGCCAAGAACUAUGCAGAAAGUGACCAUAGUGAAGAUGAAGAAAAUGACAAUGCAAGUGCCACCACAGAAGAAUCCACUAAAAAGACCAAAAAAAAGCCCCCCAAAAAGAAAUCUCGUUAUGAGCGGACUGAAAAUGGUGAAAUUACUUCUUUCAUCACAGAGGACGACAUUGUUUACAGACCAGGAGAUUGUGUAUACAUUGAGAGCCGAAGGCCGAAUACCCCAUAUUUCAUCUGUAGCAUUCAAGAUUUCAAAUUGAGUAAACGUGACCAUCUCCUGAUGAAUGUGAAGUGGUACUAUCGUCAAUCUGAAGUGCCAGAUUCUGUUUACCAACACCUUGUUCAGGAUCGGAACAAUGAAAAUGAUUCUGGCCGUGAUCUUGUUAUAAUGGACCCAGUUAUUAAAAGCCGAGAACUUUUCAUCUCCGAUUAUGUGGACACUUACCAUGCUGCUGCACUCAGGGGGAAAUGUAAUAUUGCCCAUUUUUCUGAUAUUUUUGCUGCAAGAGAGUUUAAAGCCAGAAUUGACUCAUUUUUCUAUAUAUUGGGAUAUAAUCCUGAGACAAGGCGAUUAAACAGCACACAGGGAGAGAUCCGUGUGGGUCCCAGCCAUCAGGCUAAACUUCCAGAAUUGCAGUCUUUUCCCACUCCUGAUGGACAAGCUAUUACAGAAAAUGAGGAACUUGUGUGGAUGCCUGGGAUCAAUGACUGUGAUCUUCUUAUGUACCUAAGGGCAGCUAGGAGCAUGGCAGCAUUUGCUGGAAUGUGUGAUGGAGGAUCUACAGAAGAUGGGUGCUUGGCUGCAUCUCGUGAUGACACAACACUAAAUGCACUGAACACACUACAUGAAAGCAGUUAUGAUGCAGGAAAAGCAUUGCAGCGUCUUGUGAAGAAACCGGUGCCAAGGCUUAUAGAAAAAUGUUGGUCUGAAGAUGAAGUGAAACGGUUUAUUAAAGGCCUGAGACAGUACGGCAAGAAUUUCUUUAGGAUUCGAAAGGAGCUUCUUCCUAACAAGGAGACUGGUGAAUUAAUAACAUUUUACUAUCACUGGAAGAAAACUCCAGAGGCAGCAAGUUCCCGUACCCAUCGCAGACAUAGAAGACAGGCUGUUUUCCGCAGAAUCAAAACACGGACAGCAUCUACACCAGUCAAUACCCCCUCCAGACCUCCUUCCAGUGAAUUCUUGGACUUGAGUUCAGCAAGUGAAGAUGAUUUCGACAGUGAGGACAGUGAGCAGGAGUUGAAAGGCUACGCCUGUCGUCAUUGUUUCAUAACCACUUCCAAGGACUGGCACCACGGGGGAAGAGAGAAUAUAUUGCUUUGUACAGACUGUCGAAUUCACUUCAAAAAGUACGGGGAGCUGCCGCCAAUUGAAAAGCCAGUGGACCCACCACCUUUUAUGUUUAAGCCUGUCAAAGAGGAAGAAGAUGGACUUAGUGGAAAGCAUAGCAUGAGGACACGGAGAAGCAGAGGCUCGAUGUCUACUCUACGUAGUGGUCGUAAAAAACAGACAACUAGUCCAGAUGGUAGAGCCUCCCCAACCAAUGAAGAUAUCCGUUCGAGUGGUCGCACCUCACCAAGUGCAGCAAGUACAUCCAGCAACGACAGCAAAGCUGACUCGAUGAAAAAGUCAAGCAAGAAGAUAAAAGAAGAGGUGCCGUCCCCUCUGAAAAGUGUCAAAAGGCAGAGAGAUAAGGCUGCUUCUGACACUGAAGAGCCCGAAAGAGUCACUGCAAAAAAAUCUAAAACUCAGGACAUUAACCGACCUGACUCCCCUUCAGAAGGUGAAGGCGAGGGUGAAGGGGAGAGUUCCGAUAGCCGCAGCGUAAAUGAUGAAGGAAGCAGUGAUCCAAAAGAUAUUGACCAGGACAAUCGCAGCUCCUCCCCCAGCAUUCCCAGUCCCAGGGACAAUGAGAGCGAUUCUGACUCCUCUGCACAACAGCAAGUGUUACAGGCACAACACCCUGUAAUACAGUCUCAGAAUGUUCCUUUGUCUCAGACUCCACUCUCACAGAUACCUGUGUCAGCCUCUUCAGUGUCAGUUGGUACCUCACCACCUUUACAGAUGUCACCUCCAGUUACGCAACCUCCUGCUCCUCCUCCUCAGCCUCCCCUACCGCCUCAUCCACUUAUCCAAACCGCGCCGCAGCUACACCCUCAAAGGCUUCCAUCACCACAUCAGCCUCUGCAGACAUUGAUGCAGGCUCAAGCUCAGUCGCCAUCUCAUAUCUCUUCUCAGUCACAGGUGCAGGUCCAGCCCACUUCUCUUCAUCCUCAGAUUCAGCCUCUCUCCCACUCUCUGCAGACACAGGCACACAUACAACAUCAACUACCACCUCAGCCUUUCUCCGUUCCUUCUGCUCAGUCUCAGGUUCCUACACCAUCAUCUCAAUCAUCACAGCCUUCAGCUCCGGGGCAUUCACAACCAUUGCUGCCUCCACCUCAUACUCCUCAGUCUCAGUCAUCUUCACAAGCGCCUCCUCAGUCUCAGCAGCCUCCACGAGAGCAGCCUCUGCCUCCUGCACCGAUGGCUAUGCCUCAUAUCAAACCUCCUCCAACUACUCCUAUCCCACAGAUGCAGAAUCCAUCAUCUCUUAAACACACAUCCCAUCUGUCUGCGCCUCCUCCAUUCCCGCAAAUGCCUUCCAACUUACCACCUCCACCAGCCCUGAAGCCUCUCAGCUCACUCUCUACACAUCAUCCUCCUUCUGCCCACCCACCUCCACUGCAGCUUAUGCCUCAGAGCCAGCAACUGCAGCCUCCUGCCCAGCCUCCUGUGCUCACUCAAUCCCAAAAUGUGCCAGUAUCUUCAAGUCACCCCCCUUCAACAUCCCACCAAGUUCCUUCUCAACCACCAUUUCCUCAGCAUCCUUUCAUUCCUGGAUGUUCACCAUCCAUGCCACCAUCCUCCACUCCUUCAUCAUCAGCUUCCUCUUCUAUGACGGGUAUGCAGCCUCCUGCUUCCAUUUCCACUCCUCUUCCUUCCAAUGUAAGUGCUUCCAGUUCGGUCUCUUCAACUGUUCCACCCAUUCAAAUUAAAGAAGAACCGAUGGAUGAACCAGAGGAACCGGAGAGCCCACCACCUCCUCAAAGAAGUCCAUCUCCUGAACCCACCAUUGUGAACACACCAAGUCAUGCCAGUCAGUCUGCCAGGUUCUACAAGCACCUUGAGCGAGGCUACAACACGUGUGCAAGAACGGAUUUCUAUUUCACGCCCCUCGCUGGUUCAAAACUUGCAAAAAAAAGGGAAGAGGCUAUGGAGAAAGCCAAGAGAGAGGCUGAACAGAAAGCAAGAGAAGAGAAAGAAAAAGAGCGAGAGAAAGAGAAAGAAAGGGAACGGGAACGAGAGCGGGAGAGGGAGGCUGAGAGAGCUGCGAAAGCUUCUAGUGUCUCCCACGAAAGCCGGCUAGGGGACUCUCAGAUUGCUGGCCCACCUCACUUGCGAGCUUCAUUUGAGCCUCCUCCAACCACCAUUGCUACAGUACCGCCUUAUAUUGGACCAGACACUCCAGCUCUACGCACACUAAGUGAAUAUGCUCGUCCUCAUGUUAUGUCGCCCACCAACCGCAAUCACCCUUUCUUUGUUUCGUUGAACCCUGCUGAUCCAUUAUUGGCUUAUCACAUGCCAGGAUUGUACAAUGCAGACCCUGGUAUGAGAGAAAGGGAACUUCGUGAGCGGGAGAUCCGUGAACGGGAGAUUCGUGAAAGAGAACUUAGGGAAAGGAUGAAGCCAGGCUUCGAGAUGAAGCCCCCUGAACUGGAAGGUCUACAUCCCGGUGCUAAUCCUAUGGAGCAUUUUGCACGGCAUGGACCCAUUACACUUCCACCAAUGGCGGGGCCUCAUCCAUUUGCUGCUUUCCACCCUGGACUGAAUCCAUUGGAAAGAGAAAGACUUGCACUUGCAGGCCCACAGUUGCGGCCUGAAAUGAGUUACCCUGAAAGACUGGCAGCUGACAGACUUCAUGCAGAGAGAAUGGUAUCUGUGGCAAAUGAUCCAAUAGCAAGACUCCAGAUGUUCAAUGUCACACCACAUCAUCAUCAGCAUUCACAUAUUCAUUCACACCUCCACUUACACCAGCAGGACCCGUUGCAUCAAGGCUCCGGAGGACCUGUUCAUCCCCUUGUAGACCCAUUAGCAGCAGGACCUCACUUGGCAAGGUUCCCUUACCCUCCUGGUACAAUCCCCAACCCCCUCUUGGGGCAGCCUCCACAUGAACAUGACAUGCUCAGGCAUCCUGUUUUCGGUACCCCAUAUCACAGAGAUCUCCCUGGUGCCCUCCCACCUCCAAUGUCAGCAGCACAUCAACUCCAGGCCAUGCACGCUCAAUCAGCAGAGUUACAGAGACUGGCCAUGGAGCAGCAGUGGUUACAUAGUCACCAUCAUAUGCACGGGGGUCCCCUUCCAGGCCAAGAAGACUAUUACAGCCGACUGAAGAAAGAAAGUGACAAGCAGCUGUAGCCUGUUCAGUAACAUGAAGACAACCUGUUUUCAAUGGACAACAAUUACACAAUCUUUUUCCUUUGAAAGGAAUUCCAUAUAAUGGUCUUGCAUUAUUUAAGUCUUGGAAAAGAAAGGCUGGGAGAUAAUCUUCUAAUUUUUUUUUUCUUUUUUCCACUAUUUUUCUGGCAGAGAAUAUCAUUUGAAAUUAUCAAGUUGAGAAGAUUCUUGAAAGACUUUGUGUCUCCCUGCAUGAGAAUUCCAUAGAACUACCCUUCCAUUUUGUAGGUGCUAGAAUGCAAGCUGCAUUGUCAGUCACUGUGCGUUAAAAGAAAUGCAAAAAAUAUGGUUAGGCAGUAUAUUCUGAAUCUUAAGUGCUAUGUAAAAUUCAGUUAUUUUAAUACAUUGUAGAAUUUUCAGAAUUAAACAAAUAAUAAUAAAAUUUAAAGUCCGCAGCAUGGCUUUUUGAGUCUGUACAUAAUUAAGAAAAAAUGAUUUAUUAGAUGUGGAUUCCUAACAGGGAUGCUAGAACUCCUGUACCAUUGUUGUAGAGCUUUAUCCCUUUAUUUGAAAGGGGAACUCAUUAAAUGAAACAGGAAGGUGGAGAUGUUUAUCCAAAUGUGUCAAAGUUCAGGCUGGGUUAGUGAUGUAACAAAUCAGACUGACUCCAAAUUGUGUAUUUUAUACCUUUUGAGUUUGUUAGGGUUACUCAUUUUACCAUCCUUAUGUUCAGGCUUGUGGUCUACAAUGCAGACAUACAGUGGACUUCAUAUAUUUAUUUUUAUUUGUUUUUAAGAUUUUAGAAUUUGGUUUACUUUUGUUAACUCUUGCAUCUUUUCUGUAUUUUUUCCUCUUAAGUAUGAAGGUUAAACAUAUUUGUCUCAUAUGGCUGCAGUUAUCCAGUAAUACUUGACUGUUUCCUGUAGUCUGAAAAUGCCACGAGCAGCUCUCUGUUCUCACACCAACGUGAAUGAGAUUUUUUUUUUUUUAAUUAUUAUUUUUUUCAUGAUGUUUUACAUAGUACUUAAAUGAGGAGCCAUAUAGAUAUCGGAUAAAACACGUCAUAAUAAAUCUUCACUUAUGAGUAAAAUGAGAAUAUUUUUUAAAAGUCUCUUAAACCAAAGCUGCUGACAGCCCAUUCAAAUAAAAUGACAGUUUUUAACUGCAUGUAACUAAAAAGUUAUUUCCUGACGUCAGGUGCAGUACCUUCUUACUUUCCUUUUCUUUUGAAGUUUUUCAGACCACUGUACAAAUCGGCAGCUCAGUCUGCUGUUACUUGUAUUUUUUGUGCAUAUAGGAGGUUUUUAAAAACUAAAUGACACUUCUUAUUAUACAGGAAUACUUUAUAUCAGUCACGACUGUUUUGAGAUGAUUACUGCUGCUUAUCUUUUACAGUUCCUCUUUAUUUUUUUACUGUCAACAAAUAUUGGCUGCUGUGCAUUUUUUAUGAAUGUUUGUGGUUUUUACCUUGGAAAUUUGGUGUUUUAGAUUAACUGGGGGUGAGUGACUCCACUGUAGAAAACAAACUGGUUCUUUUUAUUUUAAACUUUGACUGGGAGGGGCAGGCGUUGCUGAAGUUUGGGUUCGUUUUUUAGUACAGUACUUUAUUACAUUAUUCACUGUGACUUACUUGAUCAGUGGCUGGGGGGCAUUUCUUGAACCAAAAGUAACCAUUCAGGCGCCAUAUACUGACGUGCAGUGCUGGGCUAUCCAAACAAGAACAAAAGGAGUCCUGGAUGUGUCUGCAUUUAGUGACCUGCAUUUCAUGUGGUGCAUAGCUGUCUCCUUCUUCCCUUUUGUAUAUUUCCUGUUGUAGACUGUUAAAUUCUAUGUAAUGUUCAUGUACAUUUUGUUGUGCUUAACAAUUUUUUUUCUUUCUUUUGUGAGGGAAUUCCAUUUUCUUCUUCUUUUGUUACAAACCAUGACUCUAAACCAUUUGCUUAUAAGUGUUGUCCGUUAUCUUUGGGGUCCUUUGAAAGCUCCUCUACUGUCUAGCGUAUAGUUCUCAAAGCAGGGUUUGCACCAAACAGACCUCUUUUUCUGGACACCUUAAAAAAACACAAAGUGCAGGUCCCCCUAUUUUUAUUAUUUUUUUAAAUUAUUUAUAUUUCUUUUAAAUUCUUCCAUAUUGUUUUUGGGAGCUGGUAACAACUACUGCGUUUUCUCUUACUCCCCACCUUCUUCACUGGGCCGUUGCCGUAUGCUGGUGUAUCUGACACCAUGCUGGGCACAGAGGUCUUUUCUGUCUUUUUUGCUUUCAUGUUACAAACAGGAUGUUAAGUGUUGUCGAUGGUCCAGCUUCUUGUUUCACAGCAGCGAUAGCAGAAUGUAAAUUCUGUCUGCUAAAUUUAUAUAUAUAUAUCUUGAAGCUUAUUGUAUAUAUUAGUAGUUUGCCAUGGGAUAACACAAUGUAAACAAAAGUAGAAAACUGAGAAAAUUGUAAGUCUUGUGUUUUCUCCAUUUAAGUAUUUUGUAAUUUUUUGAAUAAUUUGUGGAAUUAAAAUAAAGUAAGUUACAACGCAGGAAAA
Messenger RNA from Erpetoichthys calabaricus (reedfish), 7654 nucleotides. It is a transcript of the gene rerea, whose product is annotated as arginine-glutamic acid dipeptide (RE) repeats a. Gene Ontology annotation, cellular component: nucleus. Gene Ontology annotation, biological process: regulation of DNA-templated transcription. The transcript is spliced from 22 exons. The record is from RefSeq and is a predicted model, not a curated record. Lineage: Eukaryota; Metazoa; Chordata; Cladistia; Polypteriformes; Polypteridae. Bases 576 to 5147 code for a protein of 1523 amino acids. Gene Ontology annotation, molecular function: sequence-specific DNA binding; chromatin binding; transcription corepressor activity.